AUGGCCACUUCCCCUCUCAAGGUUGCUAUCUUGAUUGUAUCAACGACGGCAUCCAAGAACCCAGCCUCAGACAAAUCCGAGUUGGUCCUGAGAGAUGUCAUAGAAGCCGAAGGUGGAAGCCAGUGGGAGGUCGUCGAGACCAAGAUCGUGUCAGACCAUGUCCCUCAAAUUCAGCGUCAGAUCAUGCUCUGGGCCGAUCUCGGUGCCGAUGCUGUCAACCUCAUCGUAACCACUGGCGGGACAGGUUUCGCUGUGACGGACCAUACACCUGAGGCCGUCGGUGCUUUGCUGCACAGACAGGCUCCCGGCAUAGUCCACGGCAUGCUGGCCACAUCGCUGGCGGUGACACCUUUUGCCGUGAUGUCUCGACCCGUCGCUGGUGUGAGGCACAGCACCGUUAUCGUAACUUUGCCAGGCUCGCCAAAGGGCGCCAAAGAGAAUCUGCAGGCCAUCCUGAGGACGCUCCCACAUGCCUGUCUUCAGGCUGCAGGCGUAGACUCCAGAGCCCUGCACUCAGGUGGCGUCAAAAAGCUGGAAGCCGAUGCAGGUAUCAGUGCCGGUCAAUCAGCCAGCUCACAGUCUCACGGAAACAAUCAUUCUCAUAACCACGGUCAUGGCCAUAGCCACAGCCACGACCAUGGUCACAAUCACAACCACGGUCACGGCGGCUUGGUCAGACAUACCGGAAACCAGCCGGUAGUUUCGAACGACCCGAGCCUGGGACCUACCCGACGGUAUCGAGAGUCGCCCUACCCUAUGUUGGCGGUAGAAGACGCCCUGGUUAUCAUUGAACAGCUCACGCCGGAAGCCGACAUCGUUUCUCGCAAGGUGGAUGCUGGCCUCAUCAACGCAGUGUUGGCAGAAGACGUAACGGCCAACGAAAACGUGCCCGCUUUCCGUGCCAGCAUUGUUGAUGGCUAUGCUGUUAUCGUUCCCAAAGACGGUAACAUGAAAGGCGUGUACCCGGUGACUGCGGUGUCGCAUGCUGCCCCGAGCGAGAUCGGCACCCUCAAGGAGGGCGAAAUUGCGCGCAUCACUACGGGGGCUCCUCUGCCACCCGGGGCCACGUCUGUCAUCAUGGUCGAGGACACUCUGCUCAAAACUAAGACAGAUGACGGCAAAGAGGAGAAGGAGGUGGAGAUUCUUGCAGACGGAGUGAAGCCUGGCGAGAACAUUCGUGAAGUCGGCAGCGACAUCAAGAGGUCAGACACUAUUCUCCGCAAGGGCGAACAGAUUUCUGGCAUUGGCGGCGAGAUUGCCUUUUGGCUGCCGUUGGCGUGGCCUCGAUCAAGACCUACAGAAGGCCCGUUGUGGGUGUUUUGUCCACUGGCGACGAGAUUGUCGAACAUGACCGAGAAGGCGAGCUUCGUCUCGGCGAAGUCCGCGACACGAAUCGCGUCACCCUUUUGGCGGCUGCCAAAGAGCGAGGCUUUGAAGCCAUCGACCUCGGGAUCGCACGCGAUCGGCCUGCGAUCUCUCGGCGGCACCAUCCAUUUCGGCCGAGUGGACAUGAAGCCCGGUAAACCGACCACAUUUGCGACUGUUCCGGUCAAGACCAACGCCGGCGAAAGAAUCUCAAAGCCGGUUUUCGCCUUGCCGGGAAACCCUGCAAGCGCGCUUGUGACCUUCAAUCUGUUCGUGCUGCCUGCACUGCACAAGCUGGCUGGUGUGGAACCUAGGAGCCUGUCCAAGGUGCCCGUGGUGCUGGCCCAUGAUUUCGCCUUGGACAAGGGGCGACCCGAGUACCAUCGUGCUGUCGUCACUAUUGGGAAGGACGGAAUUCUGCACGCCAAUAGCACAGGAGGACAGCGAAGCUCGCGCGUGGGCAGCCUUCGGUCUGCCAACGCUCUACUAUGUCUGCCGAAGGGCAACGGGCCUCUCAAGAAGGGGGCUCAGGUGCAUGCGCUGUUGAUGGGUGGUGUACAAGCCGAUAUCUGA
Messenger RNA from Verticillium alfalfae VaMs.102, 1938 nucleotides. Its product is annotated as gephyrin. Gene Ontology annotation, biological process: molybdenum incorporation into molybdenum-molybdopterin complex; Mo-molybdopterin cofactor biosynthetic process. Gene Ontology annotation, cellular component: cytoplasm; cytosol. The transcript is spliced from 4 exons. Lineage: Eukaryota; Fungi; Ascomycota; Sordariomycetes; Glomerellales; Plectosphaerellaceae. The coding region runs from base 1 to 1938 and encodes 645 amino acids. The record is from RefSeq and is a predicted model, not a curated record. Gene Ontology annotation, molecular function: molybdopterin molybdotransferase activity.